Molecule: messenger RNA, 3062 nt
Organism: Zootoca vivipara (common lizard)
Lineage: Eukaryota; Metazoa; Chordata; Lepidosauria; Squamata; Lacertidae
Gene: PDZD7
Product: PDZ domain containing 7
Biological process (GO): sensory perception of sound; auditory receptor cell stereocilium organization
Cellular component (GO): stereocilia ankle link complex; cilium; plasma membrane
Molecular function (GO): protein binding
Source: RefSeq, a predicted model, not a curated record
UUCCUAAGGACAAUCCUCAGUGGUAACAUCACCAUCGACAACAACAAAAUGAGUCUACAAGAGGUAAUACUAUGAUUGAUGGGAACAUGUCCAGCAACGGUUUCCGCUGGUGGGAAGCAACCUAAGGGGCCAAAAUGUAACAAACUCGCCCAACUUUCCUGAAGGAAUCAGGCCCAAGCUCAGUGUGCUUCUCCAACCCACCAAGGGACACCAUCCAACAGUGAGAGUCCUUCUGUGCAUAACCAGCAUCCUGUCCUGCCAUGGCAUACACUCCUGAUUCAUUCCAGAACGACAUCAUUUACCCGACUCACUCUCGGGGCUCCAGCAGUGACAUCAGCACUGCCAAUCGCCUCCUGCUGAGCAGGCAGAACCGGUUCAUGAAUGGGAACCUUCGGGACUACCGCACCUCGUCCCCCAUGGGAAGAGUUAUCCUCAUCAAUACACCCCUUGAAGCUAACAGUGAUGAGAGUGAUGCCAUCAAUGCCAUUACGGUGGAAAAAAGCACAGAUGGGAAGCUGGGCUUCAGUGUCCGCGGAGGCUCGGAGCAUGGCCUGGGUAUCUUCGUCAGCAAGGUGGAGGAGGGCAGUAGUGCAGAACAGGCUGGGCUGUGUGUUGGAGAUAAAAUCACAGAGGUGAAUAGUGUGAGCUUGGAGAACAUUACAAUGGGAAGCGCAGUCAAAGUCCUGACGGGGAACAACCGGCUGCGGAUGGUCGUGAGACGCAUGGGCAAAGUGCCAGGGAUAAAGUUCUCCAAAGAAAAGACCACAUGGGUUGAUGUGGUGAACAAGCGCCUGAUUGUGGAGAGGAGUGGCUCAACGCCAUCAGACACAAGCUCUGAGAUUGGAAGGCGGCGGAUUAUACACCUGUAUACCACCUCUGAUGACUACUGCUUGGGUUUCAACAUCCGUGGGGGGAAAGAGUAUGGCCUUGGUAUCUACGUCUCCAAAGUGGAUCCCGGCGGGCUUGCUGAGCUUCAUGGGGUCAAGGUCGGCGACCAAGUCCUUGCAGCCAACGGAGUCAAGUUUGACGACAUCAGCCAUAGCAAGGCAGUGGAAGUGCUAAAGGGGCAGACCCACAUCAUGCUGACCAUCAAGGAGACGGGGAGGUUCCCUGCAUACAAGGAAAUGGUGGCUGAGUAUUGCUGGCUCAACAGAUUGACCAAUGGCCGGUUGCAGGAGCUGUCCCAGACCUCGGAAUCCAGCUCCUCUGCAUCAUCUUACUCCUCAGGGACCCCCUUCAGCUCCAUGAAUGGCCUAUUCAUGGCCCCGAUCCCCAGCUCAGUAGCACAGAGUUGCAUGGUGGAUGUUGGCAUCUCUGCUGAACUGCCAGUCCAGAGACACUCCUUGGAGAGAGCAGAGACCGCCAUGCAGACUGAUCCGCUGUCGGACGGCGCCUCCUAUUCGGGGAGCCUGGUGAUGGAGACCCGACGGGUUGUGGAGCCCAUGAAGAUCCUGAAAGACACCGCCAUCCGCACCGAGAGCCUCAAAGAGUCCUUCCGCUUGAAGAAGCACCGGCCCUUUGCCAGCAGAGAGACAACAGACCCCUCCCCUAAAACUGCCCUCCUUCUGGCACUCAGCCGUCCACGACAGCCCAUCAAGAGAUCGCAGAGCUAUCUGACCAUUUGUGAGGAGAAACGCCAGAGGAAGAAAGAUAAGCCGGUCUCCUCAGAGAAGAAGGCCACGCUCCAGCGCUCCAAAACCCUCAUGAACCUGUUCUUUAAAACCACCCGGACAGGGAAGCCAAGCUCGGCAGCUGGGUCACCAGAGACACAGAGGCGGUCCAAAUCGCCAGCGCGGUCUGAUGGCGAGAAAGAAAAAGGCCGCUUUUUCCCCUCCUUGGGCUCCUCUCCCCAAUACAAUGGCACGGAGCGCAGCAAAGUCACCGAGAGCCACCUGCUGCUCAUUGAAGACAUGGCCAGGAAGCUGCUGAUGGAGGAUGAAGUGGCAGCUGUGCUGAGACACUGCACUCGGUACAUCCAAGAAAGUGGGGUGGAAGAUCUGGUGAGGCCACUCCUGGCGAUUCUCGACAGGCCUGAAAAGUUGCUUCUCCUCAGAGAUAUCAGGAGUGUGAUCACCCCCACGGAUCUGGGCCGUUUUGACAGUAUGGUUGUGCCGGUGGAGCUUGAAGCCUACGAUGCCCUGAAGAGCAGAACAGUGAGGUCACCUGCUCUCCGCCCAGCACAGCAAGAAACACCUCCCAAGAGACAUCUCAUCACCCCAGUGCCUGAUUUCCGGGGCAGCUUCCUCCUGAAGCCAGUGACCAACGAGAAGGGAGAGGAGGCUGAGGAAGCAGCAGCAGCACUGAAAGAUAGGAUGAAAGGCCUGCAGCUCUCGUCCAGCCCUAGACGGACUCACCCCCGAGGCUAUACCCCUCUUCCCGACGUGCCAGUGGAUGCCUACGCCUCCCACAGCAGCUCCGCCUCAACUGCUGGUGGCGGUGGGCAGCCCCACUGGUUCCUAAGCAAGCCCGCAAAAAUGUCAGCGAGCCCCAUGCGAGCAGCACCCCCUCGGGAAGAGGCAGGGCAACCCCAAGAGCAAGGGGACGGGCGGCCUGGCCGAGGGAGGCCUCGUACGCCCAAGUCAAGCCAUGGCAAAGCCACAGUCUGGGGGCCACAUGGGGAAGUCCAGCCUGCCAAGGAUACCCUAUACUCUGCGGUCAACAGGCCCCGAAGAGGUAGGCCCCAGCUGAAGCAGCUCUUCAAGGACGCCCCAGCCGCUGACCAAGAGGGCCUGCUCCAAAAUGGCCCCAGUGAUGCCCUGGAGGAGGAAUAUGAGCUGCUGACGGUCAACCUGUCCAAGAGCAAACAGUCUCUGGGGAUCAGUAUUUCCGGUGGGAUAGAGUCCAAAUUGCAGCCAAUGGUGAAGAUUGAAAAGAUUUUUCCGGGGGGAGCGGCAUCCCUGAGCGGAGAGCUGGAGGCGGGCCAAGAGCUGAUUGCAGUGGAAGGGGAGAGUUUGCAGAACGUGACCCACCAGCGAGCUGUGGACAUCAUCCGCCAGGCCUAUCGCAACAAAGCCAAGGAGCCCAUGGAGAUUGUGGUGAAGGUGCCGAAGAGAGCCAGGUAA